GAGAAGAGUCUGGGGAGAGAGAGAGGGAGAGAGAGAGAUGAGCGUGUCAACAGCGGCGUACUUUGCGAGGAGAGCAGCACAGAAGGAGAGAGUUCAGAUCCUCUACCGCCGAGCCCUCAGAGACACUCUCAAUUGGGCCGUCCACCGUCACCUCUUCUAUCAGGAUGCCUCCAACCUCCGCGAGAAGUUCGACGCCAACAACCAUGUGGAGGAUCUGGACGCAAUUGAUAGAAUGAUUGCAGAAGGUGAGGCACGGUAUAAUAAGUGGCGGCACCCUGAUCCUUACAUCGGAUUCAGUUGGAGUUUGGCCAGUUUUCUUUCCCAUUGCCCCUUGCCAUUAUCAGGUUUUCAAGCAAGCAAGAAUCAGAUAAGUUGAAGAAAAUUAUUCUGUGUCUUCCCUAAUAACUUUUCAAGUUUUUCCUCCCUAUCAGUGUUGGCAACUGGGCAUGGGGAGGUGUUUUCUGGAAUGACAUUAAUUGACUCUUUUUGGUACUACACGUCUACACCAAAAUAAUAAGGACAGCAUCACGGAUUACCCAAAUAUGUCUUUGUUUCUCUAUGCUCAUUGUUAAAAAUUGUUUCAGUUUAGCCAUAUUGCUCUUAGCAAGGGUCAUUGUCUGGUUAAAUUGUAAGAUCUUUUAUGAGGUUGUUGGUGUGAGGCCUCAAAGCAGUCACUUCUUGGAGCAAAAUUUUGAAAGGUUCUUUUCAGAAAAUUAACCAUGUAGCAAACUUACGUUAAAAUAAGAUGCACAGAGAGAGAGAAACAAGACACUUGGAUUUACAUGGUUUGGCAUUGUGCACUAAAGGGCGCCAAGGAGUUCAAACUGUGUACAAAGAGGAAUUAUUUGCAUGAAAGGGAAUCAACAAAAUUUAUAUAUUUUUUUCUUCUUAUUGUAGUGCACAUAAUUGGCCUGUAUGUUUCAGAGAAUAUGCAGCUUUAUUGUGGCAAUUUCCCAGUUUUAUAGCUUUUAAUGAGUUGUCUAACUGCUGAUCUCAUUUUU
Molecule: messenger RNA, 1001 nt
Organism: Hevea brasiliensis (rubber tree)
Lineage: Eukaryota; Viridiplantae; Streptophyta; Magnoliopsida; Malpighiales; Euphorbiaceae
Product: NADH dehydrogenase [ubiquinone] 1 beta subcomplex subunit 9
Exons: 4
Coding region: 38-376 (112 amino acids)
Biological process (GO): mitochondrial electron transport, NADH to ubiquinone
Source: RefSeq, a predicted model, not a curated record